UGUAUAUAUAUACCCAACAAAUUGUCUCCAUGAUCAUCCAUAUCUCGCAUAGUCUCCUUCCAAUUCCUCGCACGCAACAAAUCCGGCGGGAAUUCAAGUGUCGCUGAUCAUUCCCGAACCGCAAACAUGACCACCUACAAGUUACUUUUGUCUAUCGACGACCUCGUGCUCCAAUCGAACUCGUCGGACAAUCUCUGUAUCGGCAGGAAAGUCGGCGAUGCUUUCACCACCGUAUUCUUGGACGCUGCCAUCAAACCCAAAACGGCCGGACAGAAGAGUCUAGGCGCGGACAAUAUCCUCAAGUGGCUGGACAAGUUUCGUGUCUUUGUGGCUAGCCCACAGCCAUCACCUGAAUCUCUAAUCGAAUUUGUCUCCAAUCAUGUCAACAUCGCCUUCGGUCAGCAAGCAGUGCUAAACUCACUUCCCAUGUUUGAAGCGGUCUCACAAGCUCCGGCCAGCGACUUCACAAAUCCCACAGGCCCGGAAUCAUCCCAAGACUCUUUUCUCGCGCGAAGAAUUCCGAAGGACCUUCGGGUCGGCAUUGAAAUGGGACUCCCGGACGACCGGUGGACAGUGAUCUAUGUCGACAACGAGACUCACAUGACAACUAGCGACAUACAAAUCACUCCACGGAACGAGUACAUUAUCUUCUGGAAGGCUAAGACGACGACAAACUCGGCAAUCAACCUCUCGCAAAUCCCCGAUGCGUACAAGUUCAGCUUCGACAAAGGAGCUGAUGACAUCUCCAUUCGCUUCGGCUAUGCUAUCCCAAACCGGCCAGACGGUCGAGAAAAUCCGAAUUUCUACCCGGUGGUUUAAAUAUAAUCCCCGAGGCCGAAGGCACAGCUUGUCCUUUGGACACGUUUGAGCCAUGACUUGUUGCUCUGUUGGAAAUAACUGCAUCGGCCUGCGGCCAGC
Messenger RNA from Dissoconium aciculare CBS 342.82, 918 nucleotides. RefSeq lists its product as uncharacterized. The transcript has 4 exons. NCBI's taxonomy places the organism in Eukaryota, Fungi, Ascomycota, Dothideomycetes, Mycosphaerellales, Dissoconiaceae. The coding region runs from base 127 to 819 and encodes 230 amino acids. The record is from RefSeq and is a predicted model, not a curated record.